Penicillium chermesinum is the source of this 741-nucleotide messenger RNA. Its product is annotated as WSC domain-containing protein. The coding region runs from base 1 to 741 and encodes 246 amino acids. NCBI's taxonomy places the organism in Eukaryota, Fungi, Ascomycota, Eurotiomycetes, Eurotiales, Aspergillaceae. The record is from RefSeq and is a predicted model, not a curated record. Gene Ontology annotation, cellular component: plasma membrane. The transcript is spliced from 3 exons.
AUGUGGGCUGUUACUCUCAGCCCGGGCACCAGCGGAGGUGCAACAUCAUGGACCUACCAGAGUACUGGAUGGUGUCAGGAUCACUGUAUCGCGUCUGCUUCUCCGGCUUUCGCCCUGGCAGCUGGUCAGAAUUGUCUUUGCGCUAAUUACUUACCUGAUCCAUCGACGAAGGUGGAUGAGUCGAAAUGCAAUGACCCUUGUACUGGGUGGCCAGAAGACAUGUGUGGUGGUAUAGGAUACUACUCCAUCUACAAGACCGGUCUUGACAAUAGCGUCUCUACCGCGCCCGACCCAAGCUCAUCGUCAUCCUCAAACAGCACAGCCGAGGCGCCAAACAACACAACUACUUCGGUCUCCUCGACUGGUACCAACAGCGAAGCCACCGUGAUUGUAACUGCCACGAGUGACCCGGGAGCUGCUUCGGCUGCGGCUGCGGCUGCGUCCUCUGCCGAAGCUGCCGAAAGGCAGAAAGACUCGAAUGCCCACACCACAGCAUCUAUUGCUGCAGGUGUUGUUGUCGGAGUUGUUGGUCUGUGUGCUUUGGCAGGUGCUGCGUUCUUCUUCUACCGUUCCCGCAAGCAGAAGUCCGGAGCCUACCAGCGCAGCCACAUGCCUGAGAUGACCGAUGCACGAUUCGAUGGCGCAUAUAUCACCAAUCGUCGCCCAAGUGAGGAUAGUAUCGACUAUCCAGACUUCUCGAGUCAAGUUCUGCAGGUCACAAAUCCUGAUCGACACUACUAA